This is a messenger RNA of Pygocentrus nattereri (red-bellied piranha), 3974 nucleotides long. It is a transcript of the gene bcl7ba, whose product is annotated as BAF chromatin remodeling complex subunit BCL7B a. The transcript has 6 exons. The record is from RefSeq and is a predicted model, not a curated record. Bases 70 to 732 code for a protein of 220 amino acids. Lineage: Eukaryota; Metazoa; Chordata; Actinopteri; Characiformes; Serrasalmidae.
UUGUCGAGCCGGACGGAGGGGAAAGUGGAAGCUAAAGCUAAAAGUGAAGUAAAACUAAGUGGAUUAAAGAUGUCGGGCCGCUCGGUGCGGGCAGAGACGCGCAGCCGCGCUAAGGACGACAUCAAGAAGGUGAUGGCGGCCAUAGAGCGAGUGCGGCGAUGGGAGAAAAAGUGGGUGACUGUUGGAGACACGUCUCUGAGAAUAUUCAAGUGGGUUCCUGUGGUGGACACGAAGGAGAAGGAGAAGCCGAAAGUCGCAGCUGCUUCAGAGAUCCAUCUGGACAGCUUCCCAUCAGAGGAAACGUCUGAAAAUUCCUGCCCGGCUCUCCUGGACUAUCAAGAUGAAAACAGCAACCAGAGCUCUCUGUCGGACUCGUACCAGGUGAAAGCGGUCGCGGCGGUGGACAGCAGCACUAACUCGAGUCCUCAGCCAAGCGAGCCGGUCAGUCCCGCCGUCCAGUCUCAGGAUUACCACGCCGACGACCCUCAGCCGCCCACACUGGGGCAGGAGUGCAUGGAGGAAGCGUCGCUGCAGCCGCGGGAGAUGGCAGACGAGCCGCCGACGCUGAUUAAAGAGGACAUUUUACCCCUCAGCGCUCAGGAGGAGGAUGAGGAGGAUGAGGACGACGAGGAGGAGGAGGAGGAGGAGGAGGACGAGGAGAGCUGUGAAGCGCCACCUUUAAAACGAGUCUGUACGGAGACGUCGGUCAUCCAGUCCACUCUGCUGAGUUAACGCUGUGCCACGAUAAUCAGACGUCUGUCCUUCAGGAGAGUCGAUGUGGACCAGGCAGCAGGAGAGUUCAAUCACAGCCAGGUUCAAAGUCCAUAUCCUAAUCGUUCUGUUUCGUUAGCUUGGCUCCUUCGUUAAAAGGCCGGUGUGGUGAUCGCGGUGGUGAUGGCACCUCCUGCUGAGCUGGUCCACCUGGAGUGCUGUUCCAUUGGCUGAACUCACCUGUGUGGUCACCUACACUGUUUACACGAACGUUUAAUCUGAGGAUGAACUACUUGUUUUGUUCUCCAAAGCUGCUAAACAGACCAAACCCACAUCCUUAAAGUCCCACAGUCCCAUUCAUUCACGUCAGCCUUCCUGAUUAGGUUAUUUGGGCUGUGCUAUGCAAACGAUAUAUAUUAUUUUUCAUAAUUCUCCCCUGUAAAUUACUUCACUGUAAAUUAGAUGGUCUUUUUGCUGUGUUCCCUGCUGGUCUAAGCUGGUUAAUGCUAGUGUAGUCCUGGUAUGGUCAACCAGCAAAACCAGCAUCCAAUCACAGCUUAUCGCCGUUGACCGGAAGAAAACCUCAUAUCUCCUUUUUUGUCAUUUUUCAGUUUUUGACAUAAUUUGAAAACACCGAUUGCUCUUUAUACUGUGUAUAAAUUCCAGGAUGAAUGGGCCGAGAGAAACGGCACAGAACGACUUGGGAAGACGUCCGGUUCCAUUGACUUCCAUUCAGAGUAGAGCAGGUUUUCUCCUCCUCCUGUAACGUUCCCGUUUUGGAGAUACGAAGUUUUCCUCCGACAACAGCGCCGUGCUGGUUUUGCUGGUGACCAGCUGUGCUGGUUUUCUAGCAGGGUCAGUUUUCGGUAAAGCUUCCCCUGAUCAAUCACACGAGGACUGAAAUUAGCCGCUGGAAGCCAACUAGUGAGUAGUUAUAGCCAGAGCAGCUCACUCGUCUGAUGCUCAUCCAUUCGUUUGUCUUUUCAACCCGUCGUUCCAGCACAGUCAUCGUAAAUAACGGCUGGACGUUCAGUUGAGUCCAGUCGUUACUCACAGUAGCUAUAAAGAAGGAGCGGCGUCAGACUGGGAAGAUUUAAAGUCAGAGGAGGAAGACGGAGCCGGUCUCCUGCCGUGGCCUAGAACGCAGACGAGCCGGCCCCUCACUCGUCUGAUGAUGAGUGUGAACGGCUGUCGUAGGCGGCUGCUGCUGUAAGGACCAAACCUCGUAUCUCCACCUGUUGUUUUCCACUCAUUUUUGACGUAAUUUGAAAAAGCCAGUUGUUGAAAUUUCACAGCGACCGGACCAACAGAAACGGUCAUAAGCUACUUAGAAUCAAAUCAUUUUCCUAUUAAUUUCCAAAAAAAGCCAAGAGUGUAAAGUCCAGCAGCGUCUGCGCUCACAGAUGAAGACUUUGCUGGGAUGAGAGACGAAGCUGUGAGGUUUACACACUUCCCUUCAUCUCCCUUCGCUCAGAGAGCAACAUUAUUGCCUGUGUAUUUAUUGAUCUCGUCAUUUAUUGUUAAAUAUAGAGGGGGAGUCAAAAGUCACAGGACACGUUUUAUUUUAUUAUUGACUUUGAUCUCUGAUAUAUAUCGAUCGCUGUUGUCGGAGGAAAACCUUGUAUCUCCUUUUUUGUCAUUUUUGAGGUUGUUCUGUACAUCGUGUGUGAAUUAGAUGAAGAAUGGACGAAAAGAAACGGCACAAAAUGACUUGAUUCUGACUUGAAAAUGAUUCUGGUUCCAUUGACUUCCAUUAAAAGUAGAGACGGUUUUUUCCUCCUCCUGUGAAGUCGCCGUUUUGGAGGUUUUGAUCCUACAGCAGUGAUGAAUAUGUAUAUAAUUUUUUUAAGUGGGUUAAAUUUAUAGUGUUUCUUAAAUAUGGUUCUUAUUAAAAUGGAAAGCAAUACGCUAGAUUAAUACACCACUGUUGAUCUAUAAAAACAGGUUUACUUAAGCAUCCGGAAUGUUUUUGGGUGAAAAUGCUUCAGAGCUUCGCUUGUUUUUAUGUGUUAAUCUUGUUUUGUUUUUUUUUUCCCGUUCAGUUUUAACAUUUUUCCUUUAUUAAAUGUUUUCCGCUGCGUUUCCUGGCGCAGUUUAAAGGGCAGCAGAUUGAUGUGUUUGUUUAAUAGGGUGCUAUUAGACAUUCAGAUCAUUUGACAUGAUUAUAAAAUAAGAAGCGGCACCUAAUGACGUAACCGGUGCCGUCAGGGUGGACCAGCUCAUCAGGGAGAACUUCACGGUCACCACACUGGACUCGGAGACGGUUUGGCCUGUAUUAGACAUUCCUGCAGACAGAGGUGAUGAGCGUGAGACAGAACCAGUGCUGCAGUAACGCAGGGAUGGGAUUCAGCUUCAUUUAAUACUGUAGAAUUUUGCUGCCCGUUUAAUGGGAGCAGCCGGCAGAGAGUAGCCAUGAAAGGACAUGUUUGUGGGCGGAGCCCGGAGAGCGCAUUGCUUAAGGUUUUAAAGGGCCCAUAUCAUGAAAAAUCUCAAAAAAUUUUAUAAUUUUGAUCAAUGCUCUAAUCAAAUCUGCCCCAUGCAGCCGUGCUUAUUUGAAGGUUUUCCAAACGUACUCUUCGCUCUCCGGUUCAUACAGUCCAUACGGUUCCUACAGUCCAUACGGUUCAUACGGUCCAUACAGUCCAUCCGGUUCAUACAGUCCAUACAGUCCAUACGGUUCCUACAGUCCAUACGGUUCAUACGGUCCAUACAGUCCAUACGGUUCAUACAGUCCAUACAGUCCAUACGGUUCCUACAGUCCAUACGGUUCAUACGGUCCAUACAGUCCAUACGGUUCAUACGGUCCAUAUACAGAAACUAAACUGUAAAACCAGCCUGUUUGGAAUUUGUCGUUUCUUGUGAUGUCACAAAAACCAACACAUUUACAUAUAUCCGCCUAUUCAUCCUACAUCAGUCCAGCCCCGCCCACCCACACUGAAGCUAUGAGAGUUUCAGCCUGGAAUUCUUUUUAAACGAGGCACAGCUACUCAGAACAGAACUCAUUUACAUAUAUCAGUCUUAAAGGGGAAUUCCACCCAUUUUUCAAAAUUUCUGACUAAUUUAGUCUUGGAGAUGUAAACAGAGUCAUGAAACGAUUUAUUAUAGAUAAACCAACAGAUUUAGACGUCUUUACAAUGGUGAACUGAUGGGAACCAGGCGUCGCCAUGACUACAACACAGAUAUAAACACUUUAUUUACCAUCCAGAACCACCAGAGAACCUACACGAGUCUUCUGAGCUUAUAUGGAAUGCUGAUGAUGGAAA